Molecule: messenger RNA, 1252 nt
Organism: Salvelinus fontinalis (brook trout)
Lineage: Eukaryota; Metazoa; Chordata; Actinopteri; Salmoniformes; Salmonidae
Product: olfactory receptor 5AC1-like
Exons: 2
Coding region: 271-1215 (314 amino acids)
Biological process (GO): G protein-coupled receptor signaling pathway
Cellular component (GO): membrane
Molecular function (GO): olfactory receptor activity; G protein-coupled receptor activity
Source: RefSeq, a predicted model, not a curated record
AGUGCACUGGUAACUCCUGUGGCGGGCCGGGCGCAGUGCACACUGACCAGGUCACCAGGGUUACGGUGUUUCCUCCGACACAUUGGUGCGGCUGGCUUCCGGGUUGGAGGCGCGCUGUGUCAAGAAGCAGUGCGGCUUGGUUGGGUUGUGUUUCGGAGGACGCAUGGCUCUCGACCUUCGUCUCUCCCGAGUCGGUACGGGAGUUGCAGCGAUGAGACAAGACUGUAACUACUACCAAUUGGGGAGAAAAAGGGUCUCUCCGCCCCUCAGAUGGAGAACCAUACAUACAAUGAGCAUGUUCUCCUCCUAGAAGGGUUAAACGUCACCCACCAGUCCUCCUACCCUGCCUUCAUCAUCCUCCUUGUCAUCUACAUCUUCACAAUGGUGGCCAACAUCGGCCUCACAGUGCUCAUCUGCAUGGAGAGGAGCCUGCACCAGCCCAUGUACAUCCUCCUUUGCAACAUGUCUUUCAACGAUGCUCUCAGUAUCACCACCUUCAUACCUCGAGUGCUGAGUGAUAUUUUCAAAGCAAGUGCAGAAAGAUAUAUUACCUAUGUUGAGUGUGCCAUACAAGCCUUCUGCGGUCACAUGUUUGCUACGACCGGACAUACAAUACUAAUUAUCAUGGCUUUUGACAGGUAUAUGGCCAUCUGCAACCCUUUGCGAUACGCCACCAUCAUGAACAACACAAUGCUGGUAAAACUGUGUGUGUUUGCCUGGGGUGUGGCCUUUCUCUUUGUGGCGGUCCUUAUAGGUCUCUCUGUCCGCUUAUCACGCUGCCGGUCAAACAUUUUCAACCCUUUCUGCGACAACGCUUCAUUAUUCAAGCUCUCCUGUGAGAGUGUGCUUAUAAAUAACAUUUAUGGACUAUUUUUCACCACUAUCUUCUUCAUCACCUCCAUGGGGAGUGUGGCUCUGACAUACAUUAGAAUCGCCAUGGUGUGUGUGAGGAGUAAGAGCAAGUCGCUGAACAGCAAAGCUCUGCACACCUGUUUCACACACCUGGCUGUAUACCUCAUUAUGCUGAUGACAGGUUUCAUCAUUGUCUUUCUUCAUCGGUACCCACAGUGGUCAAACCACAGGAAAAUGGCGUCCAUUAUAUUUCCUCUGGUUGCUCCUUGUCUGAACCCAAUUAUCUAUGGGCUGCAGUCCAAAGAGAUUUACAAAGUGGGAAAGAAUAUGUUCCAGUCCAAGAUUGUGUCUCUUCGAUUGUAAUAUACUUUUUAAUGUGUAAAGGUGAAUAAAAUUGAAA